This is a messenger RNA of Phialemonium atrogriseum, 2041 nucleotides long. RefSeq names its product cytochrome P450. Gene Ontology annotation, molecular function: iron ion binding; monooxygenase activity; heme binding. The record is from RefSeq and is a predicted model, not a curated record. The coding region runs from base 304 to 1875 and encodes 523 amino acids. Lineage: Eukaryota; Fungi; Ascomycota; Sordariomycetes; Cephalothecales; Cephalothecaceae. The transcript has 6 exons.
GUGUAGUCUGGGGUCAGCCAUCCCUCAGCUAUGCCUAGGUUGUCCAAAACCGCGACUCGUCCCCACCAUUAGUGUACUAAUAGUACUGCGUAGCCUCUCUUCGCCAAGGCCGGCAGUUGUAAUAACUAGAUGCCCAGUGGUCCACCGCCUCCAAUUUCUGGGGAUGAGGGGGAAUGGUUUAUCUGAGCGUUCUUCGCUUCAUCAACAUCAUAUCGCUUCUUUUGCCUCCGCACGACCGAACCUCCCUCCCCUGAAUCCCAAAGUCUCGACCCCGCUCCUGUUUCGCUGGCAAUUGGCAUCAAGAUGAUCGUCACGAUUCUCGUCGGCGUGGCCGUGGCCGUGGGACUCUCGUAUCUUACAUUGAUAUUUCCCCUGCUGCAACAAAACUGGAAGCUCUACGCGCGCCGCUCGCAGCUCCCGCCAGGCCCCAAGGUGCUCAAGACGGGCAUCACGAAGCCAUGGCUGUGGUUCCACGAGCUGAACAAGGAGUACGGGGACGUGGUGUACCUCCAGCUGGGGCCGACGCCGACCAUCAUCCUGGGCUCGGCGCAGGCGGCCUGGGACCUGCUGGAGAAGCGCGGCGCCAUUUACUCGUCGCGGCCGCGCUUCAUCAUGGGCGGCGAGCUUCUGUCCGGCGGGAUGCGCGGCCUGAUGGCGCCGUACAACUCCUUCUGGCGCCGCUGGCGGAAGUUGCUGCACGGCGGCUUCAUGCAGCGCCAGAGCGAGUCCUACCGCCCCAUCCAGAGCCUCGAGUCCAAGGUCCUGAUGCGCGACCUGCUCAAGACGCCCAACGAUUUCCGGACGCACCUUGAGCGCUACGCCGCCUCCGUCAUCGUCACCGUCACGUACGGGCGAAGGGUCCAGGACGUAAGGACCGAUAUCGUAGUCCAGCGCAAUGCCGAGUCAAUGGAACGCCUCACCUCCGUCAACAUCCCCGGCAAAUUCGCUGUUGAGCGCUACCCUGCGCUCAGGUUCGUGCCCAGCAUCUUCGCGCCGUGGAAGGCCCAGGUGCUCGAGCAGCGGCAGAAGGACAUCGUCCUGUACACGGAGCUCAUGGACGAGAUCCGCGAGAAGGCCGCCAAGGGCAACGCCCCCGCCUGCUUCGCCACCCACCUCCUGAAGGAGCAGGCCAACCUCGGCAUGUCCGAUCUCGAGAUCGCGUACACGGCGGGAUCCCCCUUCGGUGCCGGCGUGGAGACGUCGGCGGGAUCGCUCGCGAGCUUCUUCCUCGCGUGUGUCAAGUUCGGCCACCGGUUCAUUCCCCUGGCCCAGGAGGAGCUCGACAGGGUGGUGGGCACCGACCGGCUCCCCACGUUCGACGACCUGUCCCAGCUGGAGUACGUCCGGGCCAUCACGUCAGAGACUCUGCGCUGGCGACCCGUCGGCGUGCUGGGAGGCACGCCGCACGCGAGCACGGCCGACGACGUGUACAAGGGGAUGUUCAUCCCCAAGGGCAGCACCGUCAUCGCCCCCCUUUGGGGUCUUCACCUGAACGACGCAGAUUUCCCUGAGCCCCAUGAGUUCAAGCCAGAGCGCUUCACGGAGAAGCGAGAGUACCCCGGCACGUUCGGCCACAGCGCCUUCGGCUGGGGCCGCCGCAUCUGCCCGGGCAUGCACCUCGGCAACGCCUCCGUGUCGAUCAACAUCGCGCGCAUACUGUGGGCCUUCAACGUGGGGCCCGCGAAGGGUGCCGAUGGGAAGGACAUCGAGGUUGACAUAUUCGCCUUCUCGGACGGGUUCAACUCCACCCCUCUGCCAUUCCCCGCCUCGAUCACACCGCGCUCGGCCAAGCAUGCCAAGGUCAUUGAGCGGGAGUUCCGGGAUGCCGAGGAGCAGUUGAAGGUGUACAAUGUUACUAAGAGCAAUAUCUCCUAGGUAAGUGUAGGGAUUGGAGAUUUGAGGUGAAAAUAGUUGUUAGAGUUAGGAUGGACAAGGUCAAGAUUGUAUUCUAUCAAAAGAAAAAACCAAUCUGCAUGUCAGUAAAACGAGCAGUGUGUACCUAGUAUCAAGUCGAAAAAUAUUAGCAACACAAUCUUGUUGA